Messenger RNA from Argentina anserina (silverweed cinquefoil), 1680 nucleotides. Its product is annotated as protein DETOXIFICATION 16-like. The record is from RefSeq and is a predicted model, not a curated record. Gene Ontology annotation, cellular component: membrane. Gene Ontology annotation, molecular function: xenobiotic transmembrane transporter activity; antiporter activity. Gene Ontology annotation, biological process: xenobiotic detoxification by transmembrane export across the plasma membrane. NCBI's taxonomy places the organism in Eukaryota, Viridiplantae, Streptophyta, Magnoliopsida, Rosales, Rosaceae. The transcript is spliced from 8 exons. Bases 92 to 1558 code for a protein of 488 amino acids.
UUCAUCAAUAGAGCACAAGAUUCAUGUUCAUAAGUGCUAAGAGGAUUCGCUUUAAAAUUACUGCUGCUUGGAGAAAAGACACAGAACCGUCAUGGAUGCCCAGGAGCAAAGAGGCGGUCUUGAAUCACCUUUGAUUCCUGAUGCUCUACAAUCAAGAAAGGAGCUGUUGAAUAUAGAUAAUCCAACAGAAAUCUAUGAGGAAGUGAAUAGGCAGCUGUUGUUAGCAGGACCACUUGUGUCAUCAAACUUCCUCCUAUUUGGUAUGCAAGUUAUUUCAGUCAUGUAUGUUGGCCAUCUUGGAGAGCUUUCACUUGCAGGUGCUUCAAUGGCUACUUCAUUCGCUUCAGUCACCGGUUUGAGCUUGAUAGUUGGAAUGUGUAGCGCACUGGACACAUUCUGUGGUCAAUCCUAUGGAGCAAAACAGUAUCGAAUGCUUGGUAUACAUAUGCAGAGGGCAAUGGUUGUUCUGUUGCUGGUGAGCAUUCCGCUGGCAAUUAUAUGGUAUAAUGCAGGAAAAAUUCUUCAGUUCUUGGGUCAAGAUCCAGAAAUAUCCUCUGCUGCGGGAGAUUAUGCUCGUUUGAUGAUACCUUGCAUUUUCGCUUAUGCGAUCCUACAAUGUCAUGCUAGAUUCUUGCAAACACAGAACAAUGUGAAUCCGAUGAUCAUUAGCACUGGAACUGCAACACUGCUACACUUGCUUAUCUGUUGGGUUCUGGUAUACAAGACCAGCCUUGGGUAUAAAGGCGCUGCUGUGGCAAAUGCAGUCACCUAUUGGAUCAACGCAUUGUUAUUGUGUGUGUAUGUAAGAAUUUCUCCAUCCUGCAAGAAGACAUGGACUGGAUUCUCAAAGGAGGCCUUUCAUGGACUUCCCACUUUUCUAAGACUUUCAAUUCCUUCAGCUGUCAUGCUCAGCUUAGAGAUAUGGUCAUUUGAAAUGUUGGUUCUUACAUCUGGUUUUCUUCCAAAUCCAAAGCUUGAGGCCUCAGUCCUGUCAAUCAGCCUUAACACAUGUGCAAUGGCAUACAUGAUUCCCCUUGCAUUCAGUGGUGCAGCAAGCACAAGAGUAUCGAAUCAUUUGGGUGCUGGGAAACCGAGACUGGCACGUCAAGCUGCAUAUGUUUCACUAUGCCUUGUUCUUGUUGAAGGCAGCAUUGGUGCUGCUGUCAUGAUAUUUGGUCGAAAAAUAUGGGGAUAUUGUUAUAGCAAUGAAGAACAAGUCGUGAAUUAUGUUAGUGAAAUGUUAAUUUUUGUUGCAAUAUCCCACUUCGUUGAUGGACCUCAAUCUGUUUUCUCAGGUGUCAUCAGAGGAAGUGGGCAGCAGAAGAUUGGAGCAUAUGUUAAUCUGGGAGCUUAUUAUCUUAUAGGCAUUCCUACUGGUCUAGUAUUUGCUUUUGGCCUCCACAUUGGAGGAAAGGGUCUUUGGAUAGGAAUUGUCCUGGCGCUAUUUGUACAAGCAAUAAGUCUUGCAAUCAUAGUCAUGUGCACAGACUGGGAGAAAGAAGUGAAGAAAGCUUCUGAUAGGGUGCACAAUGCAGUCAGUGCGGGUGAUUUGUCGUAAAGAUUAUGCUAAAAUCAAUUAUCAUAUUACAUAUUGGGACCUAAUUACUGGGUUGAUGUUAGACAAAUUUUGAAGAAAACAUUAUGCAGGAUUUGCUGUGGAUUUUUUGUUUACUACGCGUU